Molecule: messenger RNA, 616 nt
Organism: Scomber japonicus (chub mackerel)
Lineage: Eukaryota; Metazoa; Chordata; Actinopteri; Scombriformes; Scombridae
Product: transmembrane protein 80-like
Biological process (GO): non-motile cilium assembly
Cellular component (GO): ciliary transition zone
Source: RefSeq, a predicted model, not a curated record
AUGCAGAAGAUAGUAGUCUACAGCCAACAUAGACGUAUCGUUUUGUGUGUGUGCGUGUAUGUGUGUAAGAAUGAUAACACCUUAACUCUGCACCAGCUGCCAUCACUUACUUUACAGGUUUUGCUGAAACUGACAACAGUCUACUUUGUCUUCUAUUUCCUGUUCACUCUCAGCUUGAUCAUCAGAAAGAGCUUGUUGCUGUCUUAUCCUGUUGAAGCUCUUGCCUCUGAUGUCAGUGUGCUGUUCCUCCUGGCUGCUCUGGAGUUCCUCCAUUUCUUCUGUGGUGUGAAGGGCAACCUGACGGAGAGUGAGAGCUAUCUCCUGAUUAACCUCAUUGUGACGGUGACGACCAUCGUGCUGACAGUCUACUUCCUGGUGUGGCAGACGUACGUGAUGUGGGUAGACAUCGUCAUCAGCAGUGUCUUGCUCGUUGUCUAUGGCUUAAAUGGCAUCUUGGCUUUCAGCACUUUCGCCAGAAUAACAAGUGUGUAUUCAUGAAGAAGCUGCCUCUACAUCGUCAUGUUGCAUGUAGCAGCUGAAGUCACAGCACAUCUGCACUUCUUUGGUACAACCAAGAAUCAAGACUUUGCCUUUAGGACUGAAUGUUUGAAUUUUU